Messenger RNA from Impatiens glandulifera, 1550 nucleotides. Its product is annotated as outer mitochondrial transmembrane helix translocase-like. Bases 190 to 1377 code for a protein of 395 amino acids. Gene Ontology annotation, cellular component: mitochondrial outer membrane. Lineage: Eukaryota; Viridiplantae; Streptophyta; Magnoliopsida; Ericales; Balsaminaceae. The record is from RefSeq and is a predicted model, not a curated record. Gene Ontology annotation, molecular function: ATP binding; ATP hydrolysis activity. The transcript has 5 exons.
AUAUGAUGAAACCCUUUCGUAGCCCCCCAUAUACCUAAUACACACAAUUUCCCUUCUUCUUCUUCUUCUUCUUCUUCACAAACCCCACCGUUCUUUGCUUCUAGAGCUUCUUCUAUAAUCUCCCCCAUACCAUAAUUCUCUCUCUCUACCUUUUAUCAUCUGCAACAAGUCUCUUGAUUUUGGAUAAGAAUGGGGAGUUCAUCGGAGAAGUUGUUGCAAGACCUAAUAUUAUACUCGGCAAGCGCUGCUCUUAGUGCUCUUGUAUUGUUCGUAGGGCUCCGACAUCUUGACCCAAACCGUGAGGCUUCUAAGAGAGCUGUUGAACACAAGAAAGAGAUUGCCCGCCGCCUAGGUCGGCCUCUCAUCCAGACCACCCCUUACGAGGAUGUCAUAGCUUGUGAUGUUAUAAACCCUGACAACAUCAAUGUUGAAUUUGGGUCUAUUGGAGGGUUGGAAACCAUUAAGCAAGCACUAUUUGAAUUGGUGAUCCUUCCAUUACGAAGGCCUGAACUGUUUUCGUAUGGGAAACUUCUUGGGCCACAGAAAGGGGUAUUGUUAUAUGGACCACCUGGUACUGGGAAGACCAUGCUUGCCAAAGCCAUUGCAAAGGAGUCUGGUGCUGUUUUCAUCAAUGUGAGAAUAUCGAAUUUAAUGAGCAAAUGGUUUGGAGAUGCACAAAAAUUAGUGGCUGCUGUCUUCAGUUUGGCAUAUAAGCUUCAGCCUGCAAUCAUUUUCAUUGAUGAGGUCGAUAGUUUUUUGGGUCAGCGACGAACAACAGACCAUGAAGCCUUGACAAAUAUGAAGACAGAAUUCAUGGCGUUAUGGGAUGGCUUCACAACAGACCAGAAUGCUCGAGUAAUGGUUCUUGCAGCUACUAACCGACCAUCAGAACUUGACGAAGCUAUUCUCCGAAGACUCCCCCAGGCCUUUGAGAUAGGGUUGCCUGAUCGUAGGGAGAGGGUGGAGAUCUUGAAGGUAAUCUUGAAGGAUGAGAGUGUCGAGGAUGGAAUUGACUAUGACCACAUAUCGGGUUUAUGCGAAGGCUACACUGGAUCAGAUCUUCUUGAACUAUGUAAAAAAGCGGCUUAUUUUCCUAUUAGGGAUUUACUCAAUGAUGAGAGGAGUGGGAAGACAGCUAAGGAACCUAGAGCAUUGUCACAAUUAGAUGUGCUGAAGGUUUUGGGUUCAUCGAGAAAGACUAAUGUCGCGGCAAAUGAAUAUACUAGGUUAAACUCUCAAACGACAGCAGGAUGGUCAAGGCAUGGCGAUUCAGACGAUUAUCCUGUCCAAGCUGCGAUAAGCGAGCUUUCUAAGCUCGUCGUCUCUCAAAUCUUGAACAUCCAGGCGGAUGGACAAUUGGGUGCACAAGAUCCUUGAUUGUUUCGUUGGUUUCUACAUUUUUACAAGUUAACCCUACGAUCAUAUCAUCAUAAUCACCUGCAAUUAUGCACUUUUUGUCAAAGGCUCUAGUUUGUAGUAUUUGUUCAUGGAUGAAACCUUAUAUAUCCCGUGGCAGUUAAUUUAAUGAGAAAUAAUCCAUUAUUUUAACU